Trichomycterus rosablanca is the source of this 2572-nucleotide messenger RNA. RefSeq names its product VPS33B late endosome and lysosome associated (gene vps33b). The coding region runs from base 439 to 2274 and encodes 611 amino acids. The record is from RefSeq and is a predicted model, not a curated record. Gene Ontology annotation, cellular component: lysosome; CORVET complex. The transcript has 27 exons. Lineage: Eukaryota; Metazoa; Chordata; Actinopteri; Siluriformes; Trichomycteridae. Gene Ontology annotation, biological process: vesicle-mediated transport; intracellular protein transport.
GACCAACACAAAGAUAAGAAAAAGACCCACAUUUUGGCUUUGAAAGCUGCUUGUUUGGGGUCAGAGUGCAGGGUCAUAGCAGAGCCUGGAUUUGAACUGCCAAUCUUCCGGUUGAUAGCCCAAAGCUCUACCCACUAGGCUACCACUGUACCUUUAUGAAAACUCCUGCAGCUGUCAAUGUUGUAGUGCCCUGCAAUGCACUGGCCGUAUCCAAUGUUUCUGUUCUGCAGUCAAUGUUUUGGGUUUGCACCAGAUUCACUACGACCCGGAACAUGUGGUCCAGGUGACAUGGGUUCAAACCUUGCCGCCAGAUACAGUACUGUUAAUAUGGAUUUGGCAUGAUCUUCAUACAUCAGUAUGGGUUUUUUCUAGGUACUUCAGUAUCAUACCUCCUCCCAAAGCACGAAGAAGAUAAACAGAGAUAAUUUGGUGUUCCAGAUGGCUUUCACUGACAGGAGAGAUUCUCCUGAACUUCCUGACUUUUCUCUGCUUAAAAGACUUGCCAAGGAUCAGCUCAUCUAUAUACUGGAACAGCUCCCUGGGAGGAAGGACUUAUUUAUUGAUGCAGAUUUGAUGAGCCCACUCGACCGAAUAGCCAACGUUACCACACUCAAGGAACAUGAAGUGGAUAAACUGUAUAAGGUUGAGUUCAAACCCAUCGUCAGUGUUGCAGAUCAAUUGUGCUUUUUGAUACGCCCUCGAAUACAGACUGUAAACUGGAUUGCAGAGUUAGUUAAUGCAGACAAGAAAGCUGGAAGAGUAAGAAGAUAUAAAAUCAUAUUUAGUCCUCAGAAGUUCUAUGCAUGUGAGACUGUUUUGGAGGAGCAGGGCAUCUAUGGUGAUGUGACAUUUGAUGAGUGGGCUUUCUAUCUCCUGCCACUUGACGAUGACAUAAUCAGUUUAGAACUUCCUGAAUUCUUCAGAGAUAAUUUUCUGGACGGAGAUCAGCGCUGGGUGACGACUGUAGGAAGUGCAUUACACCUCCUACACUCCCUGUAUGGCCCUUUCUCAAAGGUUUAUGGAAUUGGAAGAAGUGCCAAGAUGGUGUACGAGUCAUGGAGGGAGCAAGUGGAGAACGGGGAGCAGAAAGCACAACAGCCUAUGAUUGGAAAUAUUUUUCUUAUUGAUAGAGAUGUGGACUACGUAACUCCUCUGUGCUCUCAGGUUGUCUAUGAAGGAUUAGUAGAUGACAUUUUUAGAAUUAAAUGUGGUUGUGUGGAGUUUGGUCCGGAUGUCACCUCCACUGACAAGAGUGUAAAAGUGAUGCUUAACUCACAAGACAAGGUGUUUAAUGAAAUUAGAAAUGAGCACUUCUCCAGCGUAUUUGGCUUUUUAAGUCAAAAGGCCAGAAGUCUUCAGACAGCGUAUGACAAACGGCGAGGGAUGGACAUUCAGCAGAUGAAGUCGUUUGUUUCGGAGGAGCUGAAAGGCCUAAAGCAGGAGCAUCGACUUCUCACACUACAUAUUGGUGCAAGUGAAAGCAUAAUGAAGAAGAAAACGAAGCAAGAUUUCCAGGAACUGCUGAAGACCGAACACUCUUUACUGGAAGGUUUUGAAGUCAGAGAGUGCAUUUCCUGUAUUGAGGAGCACAUUAAUAGACAGGUCUCAAUGAUUGACAGUCUAAGACUGCUUUGCCUUUUAUCUCUCACUGAAAACGGACUUUUAUCAAAAGAUUAUCGGUCUCUGAAAGCUCAGUACCUUCAGAGUUAUGGUACAGAACACCUGCUGACCUUUGCAAACCUGAAGCAGAUGGGUUUACUGGUGGAGCAGCAGCCUGGAGAAACAUUAACAGCCAUGGAAAGCAAAGUGGGCAAACUGGUCAAUGAUAAAACAGCUGGAAAGCUAACCGAUGCUUUCUCCUCACUGGCCAAAAAGAGCAACUUUCGUGCGCUUAGUAAAAGACUGAUGCUGAUACCUAAAACUGCUGAGGAGUACGAUCUCCGUGUCCCAAAAGACAUGGCAUAUAUCUUCAGUGGGGCGUAUAUUCCUCUAAGCUGCAAACUGAUUGAACAGGUGUUAGAGAGGAACGGCUGGACAGGAUUGGAAGAGGUUACACGCAUGUUGAAUGGACAAGAAUUUGCAGUUACAGGAGGUACAGAAGGAAGACUGAAAACAGACCCUCAGAGGAUUAUCCUGGUGAUGUUCCUGGGAGGAUGUACCUUUUCCGAAAUUUCAGCUUUACGCUUUUUAGGUAGAGAGAAAGGACUUAAGUUUAUUGUGGUAACUACUGCCAUCACGAACAGUGCCAGGCUGCUGGAGGCUCUGCUGGAAUAAAUUCAUGCAGACUCGCUGGUUUCUGGCAGCAAGGUGGCAGCACUGGAGGGCAGUGUGGAGGGCAGUGUGACCUGUAUAAAGGACAGAGCUAAGUGGAACAUUCCUGAAAACCUUUGCCCUCAGACUUAUAUGGACUUUGAUCCUUUCAAUGAACAAAAUCACUACAUGCACUACUACAUUUGUGUAAAUAUCGUGUGUAGGUAGCUAACUUUGGAACAUUUUGCAGCUACAGGAUGGAGUUUCAGAUGCACCAUUAAUGUAAAAAUGAGUGGACAAUAAACAUGUCUUUGUUUUUAAA